UGAAAAGCUGAGUAGAUUUUGGAGUGCUCUAGCUUUCACCUCCCACUGGGUGGAGUAGGGGCUUUAAGAGCAGCUGGAAUGUAGUUUCCAUGAUCAGAGUUGAGCCAAUUGUUGCCUGCCUGUACCUCUACCAGUCCUGAAAGGGUAGUGCUCUGAGCAGCUCAGCUCAGCUCAGCUCAACCAGCAGGCGCUUCCUUUGCACCCACCUCUCAGGGCAGUGCUGCCCAGCUAAGCAAGGAGCUCUUGUUUGCAGUGAAGAAACAUUUCACUGUUCCUAACAUGGGAGAAGAUGCUGUGCAAGCAGAAAAGUUCCAGGCUAGAGAUAACCCUGGCCCAGGGGCACUGCUGCACCAGGAAAAGGCAUCCAAUGCCAGCCUGGUGCCAUCGUCCACCCCAAGUCCCAGCCUGAACUGUGUGACCACUGAUGAGUCAAUCCGGGAGAGCUCCCAGGUGAAUGCCGUCACGGUGCUUACCCUCCUGGACAAGCUGGUGAAUAUGCUGGACACAGUACAGGAAAACCAGCACAAAAUGGAGCAGCGGCAGAUCAACCUGGAGGGCUCCGUCAAGGGCAUCCAGAAUGACCUCACUAAGCUGUCCAAGUACCAGACCUCCACAAGCAACGCAGUUAGCAAACUCUUGGAGAAAUCCCGCAAAGUCAGUGCACACACCCGAGAGGUCAAGGAGCGGAUGGAUCGCCAGUGUGCCCAAGUGAAGAGGCUGGAGAGCAAUCAUGCCCAGCUCCUGAAGAGAAACCACUUUAAAGUGCUCAUCUUUCAGGAAGAAAAUGAGAUCCCCACCAGUGUGUUUGCAAAAGAGCCCGUUCCUAGCAUAACUGAAGGAAAGGAAGAGUCUGUGGAUGAGAACAAGUCUCUAGAAGAGACCUUGCAUACAGUGAACCUGUCAUCCGAUGAUGAAAUGCCUAAUGAAGAGGAUGCCCUGGAAGACAGUACUGAGGAAAAGGCGGAAGAAAGCAGGGCGGAGAAAAUAAAAAGAUCAAGUCUCAAGAAAGUGGAUAGCCUCAAGAAAGCCUUUUCUCGCCAAAACAUCGAGAAGAAGAUGAACAAGUUAGGCACAAAGAUUGUAUCUGUGGAAAGGAGAGAGAAGAUUAAGAAGUCUUUCACCACCAACCACCAGAAGACAUCAUCAGGGAAAAGCUCCCCUUUCAAAGUAUCUCCCCUCACUUUUGGUCGGAAGAAAGAUCAUGAAGGAGAGGUCCCUGCUGAAAAAGAGACCAAGAGAGUGGAGACACCAGCCAGUGAAAAGGCCCCGACUGAGAAUGAAGAGAGUUCUUUCACUGAGGCGCCUUCAGAUGCAUCUUUCCCUGCAGCUCAGGUGGAAGAGAAUACAGCCGAAGAUGUUCAGGAGAAGCCUGUUGCAAGAGAGAGCAAGCCAGCAACAAAGAACAUUGAGCUGUCAAUUGUCGAAGAUGAAGAGUUUGAGAUGGCCCAGGAAUACUCUCAAAAGAACCACGAUGACCACUACAGACUCACCAUUGGAGAGACAGAACAGUCUGAUGAAGAGCAAGCCCAACCUGCCGUUCUCCAAAUAGACCAAACAGCGUAACUUCUGAGCUUUCUUUCAUGCCUCCACCUCCCAUAAGGUUCAGUUAAGGGAAUAACCAAAGUCUAUGAAUAAGCUGCUGUCUAUCUCCAGUGUUAUUGAUUCACUUUGUUACCUGUUAUUUCCUUUGCAGUAAUAAUUUAUUUCAUAGUAGCAUCACCCAGAAUGACCAAGACUUGCUGCUAUGUAGGCAACCUAUCUGUUGCUCUAUGUCUCUUUAUCUCUCUUACUAGUUGGCUCCAUUCAUACAGAAAUUCUCUGAGCAUUAAUUUAAAAAAAAAGAAAUUAAGCAAUUGGGAAAAAAAGUUAAUUGAUUUGGCUUAGAGAAACCACCAGAUGACUGGGAUACCAGUCAUGAAACCUGUGAUUCAAUGUUUCCUAUCUUACAAUAAUUUCAUACUUUAGUGAAUAAUGUAGCAAAAACAUAGUGUGAACAGAAUCUGAUUUCCCAUACUUUUGCUAACUGUGAUUUACUGAUCGUUUUGGUGGGUAUAUGUGUGGAUAUAUGUGUAUUUUACUUAGGUUCCAUUGCACUUGAAGCCUAAAGCAUUUGCAGAAGAUAGAGGUCAGAAUAUGACAUUCACUUAAAAGAAACUACUGUAUUGUAUUACAAAUGGAGAAGUCAUCAAAAAGAAAGAGAGAAAAAGAAAAAAGUAUAGGCAGGCCUAAUGAGUCAAAGCAAAAGAAGAAAAAAAGAGAGACAGAGGAAAAGUGGUAGAGAGAGAGAUAAGUAGAAGUAGGAAAGGGGACAGGGAAUGAGAGGAAGAGGGAAAAAUGAAAAAUAUAAAGAGAUGGGGAAAAAUGCUUAUAGUAUUAACCUAACUAAUUCAUUCCUUAAAUAACACCAUUUAAUGCUUUCGUAUACCCUGAAAUAGUAUUUUAGUAAAUAGCAUCCUUGAAAUAUUGUGUCAGCAGCUAUUUUGAAAAUAAUAUAGUAGAUGCAUAAUUUGUACAGUAUUAAAGCAGAAAAGUAGCAAGAAUGUAAUGUUUUCUUAAUGAAGAUAAUAAGCUUUAAAUGUUUCGCUGAGGAAACUCAAGAGGAUAUGCUCUAGAUAAGGAUGAAAUGACUUAGGCAACAGCAAAUACCAAUCAAUAUAUAUAGGGUUUUGCCAAGAGUUACAUCUUCCUCUGCCUUCACUUUAUAAUUUCCAAGUUGAAGCUACUUGUGUCCUCCUGUUAUAGAGUUUGGGUUUCCAAAUGGUUCAGGAUUCGGCACCAGAAGUUUGUGGGAAUGAGGAGAUCAGGUAAAAUGAAUUAUCUCCAUUCUGUUCAGAAUAUUAAUUGCAUUCCAGAACAUAGUUCACUUUCUUGGAGAUUAAUUCACAAAGAAGUAUAACCAAUUUUUUAUAUUCUUGAAGCACAGUGAUAUUUAUACACAUUUUUAAAAAUGCAAACAUAUUAUAGAUUUCAAUCCUGGCUUAUACUGCACCAAAGGGUUGUUUUCUCUAGAAGUGUUUUGCAGUGAGAAAUGCUGAUGUGAUGAGGAAAAUAUUACAUCAUAAAUAGUUUAAUGAUAACAGUAUUAAGGAAAAAAAUUCCAUGCCACCAGUAAGUCAAAUGAGGAAUUGCCUUUCCCCUUUCCUUCUCCCAAAUAGAGGUUCCUAGACUACAUACUUCAAUGUUUCAAAACACUUUGAGAAUGCGUGACUCAGCCAGUGGGGGAACUCUGCCAUGGAUGCAACUCUUAACCUUCUCCCAACUUGGUAAAAAGCCCUCAGGAACUGUCGUGGAUGAAAAUCAGCAGCAGCUGGUAGUCAAUCAUCUGCUGAAGGACCUCUUCAUUUAAGCUGGUCUGGAUCUCAGAAGAUAGGCAUCGUAUCUAUUUCCAGGCCUACUGAGAUGCACUGAAAGUUCCACCAUCUUGGUAGGACUUGUUAGAACUUCCACUCUACUGACAGUACCUUCAAGAACCCAGUGUCACCGCCAUGCCUUGAAGACAAAUCAUAGUAAGGUUUCAGUGGCAGAAAAGGACGUUAAUAUUAAUAUAUAAUACCCAGAUGUCUGCUAGUACAGGUAAAACUGAACAAACAUAUCUUGCUUUCUGUAAAGGUAAAUAUGAACACAUAAAUGGCUCCCAUUCCUCCAAAUGUGCAAACAUUAGCUGCUUUAUGGGACAUGGUAUAGUGGAAGGAACAUUGAAUUUGGACACAGAAGACUUAAAUUCAAAUCCCAGCUCUCCCACUUAUUACA
Messenger RNA from Vombatus ursinus (common wombat), 3750 nucleotides. It is a transcript of the gene CAVIN2, whose product is annotated as caveolae associated protein 2. The record is from RefSeq and is a predicted model, not a curated record. Gene Ontology annotation, molecular function: protein kinase C binding. Gene Ontology annotation, cellular component: cytoplasm; caveola. NCBI's taxonomy places the organism in Eukaryota, Metazoa, Chordata, Mammalia, Diprotodontia, Vombatidae. The coding region runs from base 280 to 1563 and encodes 427 amino acids. The transcript has 2 exons.